Molecule: messenger RNA, 717 nt
Organism: Gamsiella multidivaricata
Lineage: Eukaryota; Fungi; Mortierellomycota; Mortierellomycetes; Mortierellales; Mortierellaceae
Exons: 2
Coding region: 1-717 (238 amino acids)
Source: RefSeq, a predicted model, not a curated record
AUGGGGGACGCCCUGGAGGCGACGGGGAGGCAGAACGUGGGGGGUGAGGAUGAGGAUGGGACGCAGGGGGAGGAAAAGGCGGUAGCGGGGUUGGACUUUGAGGGGAGUGAGAUCCAUGGAGACCCGACGGCGAGGAAACAGAAGCUGCGGUACGAGGGCGAUCAGUACACGCCACAAUGGGUCCGUAAUACGGGGCAGGCCAAAGAGGGCUUUUGCGACACUUGUGUCCCCGGCAAGUGGCUACAGCUCAAGAAUAGUGCCUUCUGGUACCACAAACAAUUUUUCCAUGGAAUUUCCUCCGUCUCUGGCAAGUUGUUCUCGAACCCGGUGCAGACCCGGCAGAUGGAGCAGGACGAUAUCGAGGGACUCUGCCACCAGUGCAACGAAUGGAUCCCGAUCUCGAACCACAAGCGACAGAACUCGAUGCUGUGGUACCGUCAUGCGCACAAGUGUCAUAUCUACCACAAGCCCAAGACCCAGGGCCAGAGUUCCGCACGCUCGUCGUUUUCGGCCCCACAGCCUCUGCCGACGUUUACGGAUGGACAACAUGGGCAUGGUGGGCAUGGCCACGGACUUGGGCUUGGGCUUGGGCAUGGACUUGGACUGGGACUUGGGCAUCCGAUGAUGCAGAGCGGUAGUAAUAGCAGUGGUGGUAGUGAGCAACAACAACAGCAGCAGCAGCAGCAGCAACAACAACAACAGCAGCAGCAGCAGUAG